Molecule: messenger RNA, 1483 nt
Organism: Helianthus annuus (common sunflower)
Lineage: Eukaryota; Viridiplantae; Streptophyta; Magnoliopsida; Asterales; Asteraceae
Exons: 3
Coding region: 478-1068 (196 amino acids)
Source: RefSeq, a predicted model, not a curated record
ACUGUGUUUUAAAAUGGGAGAUACAGGUGGUCCUAGUGAAACCUUAAUUAGCAAGUUAGAACCUCACAGUCCGUUAUACUUACAUGCUAGUGAUUCUAUUGCUUUGACUGUUGUUAGUGUAAAACUUAAAGGGACAGAAAACUAUACGGUGUGGUCUAAUGCCAUGAGUCUGGCUUUGAGAGUCAAAAAUAAACUGGUUUUAUUGAUGGUACUUUUGCUAAACCUAAGGGAAAUGCAAUUCUUGAAACACAAUGGGAAAGAUGUAACUCGGUUGUGUUAACUUGGAUCUUAAAUUCUGUUUCAGAAGAAUUAUAUCUAGGUCAUGUUUAUUCCCAAUCUGCUGCUGAGGUUUGGAAGGAAUUAAGGGAUACUUAUGAUAAAAUAGAUGGGUCGGUGGUCUUUGAUUUAUAUCAAAAGAUUAACUCAUUUAGUCAAUCUGGUUUAUCUGUUGCAGAAUAUUAUCACAAGUUAAAUAUAAUGUGGAAAAAAUUAGAUCAAAUCCUACAGAUUCCUACUUGUACUUGUGAUGCUGCAACUCAGUAUAAUAAUUUCAGUCAUUUAGUUAAACUCAUGCAGUUCUUGAUGGGUUUGGAUAGUGCAUAUCAAUCUGUUAGAACUUCGUUGUUGAUUAGAGAACCUCUCCCUUCUGUGAAAGAUGCUUUUGCUAUUGUUUCUAGGGAAGAGUCUCAUAGGAAUGCUAAUGUAAAAGAUAAUACCGUUGGUUUCUUUUCAAAAGUUAAUCCUAAUAUUGAGAACAAGAAAAGGUUUAUUAAAAAUCAGAAUCAAGGAUUAAAAUGUUCGCAUUGUAAUAAAACUGGACACUCUGUUGAUAAAUGUUUUGAAAUAAUAGGCUAUCCUUCUUGGGUUAGACCACCAAGAGGUAAUCAAGCAAAGAAAACUGGGUCUAGUAAUAAUGUUUGUGUUGAUGAUUCUUGUGUUCCUGUUACUUCUCUUACUUCUGAUCAAUUGUCCAAAUUGUUGAGUUUGUUAAAGGACAAGUCACCUGAAGUACCACAAAGCUGCAAUGUGUUAGGACUUACUAACAAAGAAAGUCCUGGUGAUUGGUGAUCAACUUGAAGGAUUGUAUGUGUAUGGUAAUUCUGUUAUAUGUGAUAAGGACUCCCUCGUCUGUUCUUGCUAGAAAAAACACCUUAUGAGCUUGUAUAUAAUUUUAAACCCUUCUUGUCUCAUUUGAGAGUGUUUGGGUGUCUGUGUUUUUGUACUGUGUUGAAUGAAAGUGAUAAGCUUAACAGUAGAGCAGAAAAGUGUGUUUUUAUAGGUUAUUCCCUUGAGAAGAAAGGUUAUAAAUUGUUUAGUCUUGACUCUAAAACAGUUAUUUUUUCAAGAGAUGUUAAAUUUUAUGAAUCUUUCUUUCGUUUUAAGGAACAAUCUGUUUUUGAAACUUAUGAUGCUAAUUUUGAUAAAACUGUUAAUGCUUUAAAUUUUUUUGAUUUGUAUGAAAAUAAGUAUCCAAACACCAAAC